Messenger RNA from Phycomyces blakesleeanus NRRL 1555(-), 462 nucleotides. RefSeq lists its product as hypothetical. The transcript is spliced from 7 exons. The coding region runs from base 1 to 462 and encodes 153 amino acids. Lineage: Eukaryota; Fungi; Mucoromycota; Mucoromycetes; Mucorales; Phycomycetaceae. The record is from RefSeq and is a predicted model, not a curated record.
AUGUAUUUUUUACCAUUUGGGUUCUUAAUUUUUUUCAGAUUUCGCAUCCUGAGAAACAGAUUAGUUCUAAUUGUACCUGUACCUGUACUUGCCCUUUUACUUGUACACUAUAUCUUACAAAACACAUCUCCCCAAACUAAUCGAAUUAAGGGCGUCAAGAGCAAGACUAAUGGGGACAUCAAUGACAAUAUACACAUUAAUGGUUUACGAAUAUAUCUAUUGGCAUUUUAUUAUUAUUAUUAUUGGAACAUGUCAAAUGAAGAACCCUGGAGCGUAUUGAGAGUUGAACAGGUUGAUAAAGAACCUGGUCUAAACUUAUAUACACACAUAGUGAUGAACUCUAGUAUUUUCAUUUUCUCGGUUUUGAGAUUCUAUACUUGUAUAGACAUUGAAAAUGGAUAUAUGGAAUUACGAUUUCUUUCUUUAACUGUAAGUAUUGAUAGAUCCUAUAUAUGUUACUAG